Molecule: messenger RNA, 2197 nt
Organism: Ceratina calcarata
Lineage: Eukaryota; Metazoa; Arthropoda; Insecta; Hymenoptera; Apidae
Gene: Polr3E
Product: RNA polymerase III subunit E
Exons: 8
Coding region: 55-1569 (504 amino acids)
Biological process (GO): tRNA transcription by RNA polymerase III
Cellular component (GO): nucleus; RNA polymerase III complex
Source: RefSeq, a predicted model, not a curated record
UCAGAGCAUAAUCGGGCAGAAUAAGAAAAUAAAUAAAUGGUUAAUGUUGUUUAAAUGUCUAACGUUAACGCAAUGGAUGAUAAAACUGAUCCGGUCGUCAAAGAGAUUCCCGUCUUUCUCUCGAAAACACUUGCGGACAAGCUAUUUAUUUUUCAAUAUCCUGUUCGCCCUGCUCGCGAUGGGUACGAUAAUGCAACCUUUUUAAAAACUUCGAUCAAACCGGAGAAUCAAGAAGUUCUUAUAGAAGUAGCACUAGACACGCAUAGCGUCACUUAUGAUAAGAGCAAAGGUGAACAAAUUGCAAUCAAUGCAGAUGGAGAUUCGGGGGUCGAUCAAGAAGAUGAUGAAAGGGCAUUCGAUAGCAAUCUGAUGGACAAAACGAUCUUACAAUCUUCUCGAGCAUUACCAGAUUGUUCCAACUACGCAGUUGGCAUAUUUCAGGAUGGAGAAUUGCAUAUAACACCGUUAAGAGGAAUUGUACAGAUGCGUCCACAGUUUAAUUAUCUCGAUAAGAGCGAUAAACGUGUAAGGGAAGAAGCCAAAAGUAUGGGUGAAGAAGGUGAAGAAGAAGAAGAAGGUCCGAAACAAGUCAACGUCUCCUUUGCUAGACAGAAACCUGAUUUCAUAAAGAAGAUGCAGGAGCAAUCUUUUCAGCAUCAUACCAAAAAGAGCUUGGAAGAGAGAUGGAUUCAUACGAACUAUGUUCCAGUAACUAGUACUCAGGCAGAGCUGACAAGGUUAGAAAUGUUCUGCUCCGCUACUGAUGAAACCGUGAAUACAUUGAAUAUAACGAAUCAGCAAUAUCUAGAUUUAUUAGUACCACCAAUGAAAGAUGAAGAAUACUUGAAAUCAGACGUUGCUAAUCAUACUACGUCCCUCAAUUAUAUCAGGACUUUACCGCUUCUCGAUCAAAUGAAAAUACUCAUGAAAGAUGCCAAAGUAAUAUCUUUUAAUCAAUUGAGAUCGAUAUUGUCACCUGACCAAGACACGACGGUCGUUUUGAAAUAUUUGCAACAAGUGGCAGUCUUGGUACAGGGAAAUUGGAUCGUGAACAGCGAGCUUAUAUACCCGAAAGAUACUGUGUCGUCAAAUAAUGGGAUUCCCUCCGAACUCAUGUGUAGAGCCAGAGAUUAUAUCUUAUUAUCAUUCACGGAACACACGUACCUAAAUAGAAAAACGAUAUCGACAGUCAUCAAAUUACCUCCUGAUGAAAUUAAGGAGAUAUUCACGAACUUGGCAGUGCAUGAAGCUAAAAAGGGAUGGCGUUUAAUCAUCCCGCCUACCAAGGAGUUUACUGAAAGGUAUCCUGAGAUCACGCAGAGGCAAGAAAUGUAUUGGGAAGCAAAACGGAAACAUCUACGCGAAGCCAUGGAGGCGCAGAGCCAAUUUCCUCAGCGACAAAGGCGGAAGUCUAACAGAGAAUCGGUCGGCUCCGAGAACGAAGAAAGGAACGUUGGACGAGGAAGAAAAACGCUUAGGGAUUCUUCGACAUCCGACAACGACAGCGCGACAGAGCCGGUGAAACACAAAAAAUCUGUUCGAUCUCGGAAAGCUUCCGAGACGACGUGACCAAAGUUGAUGAUGCGUGAUCAAACGUACGGUAUUCCUGUAUAUUGUUAAACGUAUUUGAAACUACGAGAAAUUGUUUUAGAUCGUGUUACUAUAGCGUGUCUUCGUAAUUGCACACUGCAGAAAUUUUACGAUGUACUUCCGCCUUUUGUCUUUUAACAUUAUUUAAGUUUUAAAUGAUUUCUAGUCUCCGUUAAUAGAUUUAGCGAACGACGAUACAGAUACCAAGAACUUCACGUGCACGUAGAGACGGUCUAUAUUUUGUUACCUCAGUUAUUUAUUUAAAUUAUGUACAUCUGGCCUCUGUACAUGGUGUAUAAUACGAAAUUUGAUUAUGUCUUAUUUAGAUUACUUUGUUCCUGGGAAUAUGUGCAGAGAGACGUGUAACAGCUGCGUACGAUUAUAGAUUUAUAACGAUCAUAAAUAAUUUGCUGGCAAAUGUCUCGCUGUCGACAGUAACUGAAUACUCCGCACCAUGGGGAAACUAUAAACGGACGUUCAUUUACUGGUUCCGAUAGCUACUUUCUGCAUUAUCUAUUAUGCGUCGAAGGCAUUGACUGCGAACCGACUGAUGUUUUUUACUUUAUUAAAGAUAUUUUUAUGAAUAAAGUAUAAUAUGAAAUCGUGA